Trichogramma pretiosum is the source of this 1749-nucleotide messenger RNA. RefSeq lists its product as uncharacterized. The record is from RefSeq and is a predicted model, not a curated record. The coding region runs from base 160 to 1749 and encodes 529 amino acids. Lineage: Eukaryota; Metazoa; Arthropoda; Insecta; Hymenoptera; Trichogrammatidae. The transcript has 8 exons.
AAUAACACACGUAGCUGUGAGAUUUUUCGAUGAGAAGAAAAUGGGUUCUAAAAUUCAUUACAUUGUUGUCGUUCCAAUUUCAAACAUAAAAAAUUUUAAAGUAUUAGAAAAAUAUGACAAUCAUCCAUUUUUGGUUAAAAAACCGUUAAACAAGAAACAAUGUGGGUCCCUGCUCAAAUAUUGGCCAUUGGUUUGGAGAGUGAUAAUCUCGCUGAGAGUAAGGCUGGUCGAUUUCAUUUUGACAAUCUAAAUCUAACAUCUGCCUUGCAACGUAUACUGGAAAGAAAUGACGUUUCAGACACUGAUUUUGAUAGCGAAGACGAUACUCAAGGCGAAGGUGUCGUUAAAGAAGUUGAACAAACAGAAAAGAAAGAAAUAGGCUCUAAUUCUAAUAAGUUGGAUGCAAAAAAGGUAUUGAACCAGAUGAAUGUCGAUAAAAAAAUAUUAUCAACAUUCUCCAGGUCACUGGAUCAAUCAAUAAUGGACGAGUAUAGAGAGCAAACCCAUGUACAACAGAAAUCAUCACUUUAUAAAUCUUACAAUGUAAAUAAUUCCAGGAGCUUAUCAGUCAGUAAAGAUGGUAUGAAUUCUACACCUUGUAAACGCAAACUUCAAUAUGAUCGUAAUGAUGCAGAAGGUUCUUUAAAUCAUAUUGAAGAUGGAAUAGACAAAUUGAACGACACGCAGGUUGACAGCAUCUCUCCAUCUGUAAAUCACUUGGUCCAAAAAAGGACUACAGAUAUGGAGGGGAAAAAAAGAAAACUUACUGAACAAAAGAAAUCCCAGGUGAAAAAUAAAAUCAAUGCAUCAAUCAUGGAUAGAUAUAGAAAGGAUGCCUUUUUACAAGAAAAACUGUCACCCACUAAACCUUCUGGAAGUGGACUAAAUACAUCAUCAUCAGCAUCUCCUGUUAUCACAGGAUCUUUAGCUAAAAAUUAUACAUAUGAAAACACAUCACCAGUCAACAAUUUUUCAGCUAUGCCCAAUGCAGCCAGCACAGCAUUAAAAAAGCAAAGUAGCACUCGAUACAACAGCAAAUCAGCAAACAUUUUACUGGGCACAGAGAACAUUUUGCAUCCUGAUAAACAUUUAGAAUGUAUGGAUGGGAUAGAGACGUUCAUAAGAGAAUGUGAGGAAGAUUUGGAACGAGAAGAAAGAGAGUUACUUGCUGCUAGAGAGAAAAAAUCAAAAAAAAUAGUUGGGAAACGCAUAUUAAAAAGAAAACAAAAAAAAAAGGACCCGAAUGAAGAUGUGACAAUGUAUAAGCAUUUAGCCACCAAAAAAGAUUAUAAAAAAUUCACAGAAAUGAACAAGAAUAAUGAAAAAGUAAAAAUGAUACACUUGGAAUGUGGCAUCAAUGUAACAUUUGAAUGUUUCAAUAAAGCAAAAAAAUCGAAAACUCCCAGCGUCUUGGUUCGACACCUUAGUCGUGGAAUUUGGGGUGCUUUUGCUUUACAAAACCGAGCAAUUGAUUUGCCAAAAUGUGCGCAGUUGGAAAAUAGGUCUCCUCGAAAAUCUUUAACUCCACGAAAAAAGGCUGUUUUAAAAAGUGUUUAUUUAGAUUUUCUGUCCAAACGAUUCAAAGGGAUGUACGCAGAAGAGAAAAAUAGGUGCAUGUCUUACUUGAGUAAAUUUAUAAAUUUUUUAAAUACAAGUAAUCAAAAUGAUUCUGAAAAUGAAGAUGAAGAAAGGCAAGAUAUUGAUGAUAUCAGCAGUACAGAAGAUGAAGCUGCAGAGGAAAAUGUUUAA